Papaver somniferum (opium poppy) is the source of this 870-nucleotide messenger RNA. RefSeq lists its product as uncharacterized. The transcript has 3 exons. The coding region runs from base 1 to 870 and encodes 289 amino acids. The record is from RefSeq and is a predicted model, not a curated record. NCBI's taxonomy places the organism in Eukaryota, Viridiplantae, Streptophyta, Magnoliopsida, Ranunculales, Papaveraceae.
AUGAAUUCAAACUUUCUAUUUCUACUUCCUAAAGUCCAAGGUGCAAAAAAAGCUGAGCAAUUUAGACCUAUUGGACUAGCUAAUUUCAGUUUCAAGAUUAUUAGAAGAAUUAUCACAUCAAGACUUAGAUCUUUGAUUGAGAAAAUAGUAUCUUGUCAGCAACAAGCAUUCAUUAAAGGCAAAGAUAUUCAUGAAAAAAUUGUUUUAGCUUCUGAGAUGGUGAAUGAAUCAGAUAUUAAGAGGAGAGGAGGAAAUAUUGUAUUAGUAAAUGGUGGACCUUGUGGGUUUUUUAAUGUGGGAAGAGGGCUUAGGCAAUGUGAUCCCUUGUCACCAGUUUUAUUUAUGAUAGCUGAAGAAGUGUUGAAUGAUAUUUUUGUGUUCUGUAAUGGUCAAAAAAAAUCAUUGGAGAAUUUGAUGAAGCUUUUAUUGAAAUAUCAAAGAGCAUCAGGUCAGGUUGUGAAUAAACUGAAAAGUAAGUGCUUUGUUGGUGGAGUAACUGAAAGAAGGAAAACGUUUAUAGCUGAAAGCUUACAAAUAGAACUUUCUAAAUUCCCUGACAAGUACUUUGGAGUGAUAUUGUGUCCUGUUAGAGUAAAGCCUUAUCAAGUAUGGGGAAUGGUGGAGACAAUGCAUAAAAUCCUAGAUGGCUGGAUGGGUAAAUUGUUGUCUUUAUCUGAUAGGUUAACUUUGUUGAAGUUUGUGUUAUGUAGUAUACCAGUAUACAACAUGUUUGUGUAUAAAUGGCCUAAAGCUGUCAUAAAAGAAUGUGAAAAAAUUGUGAGAAACUUCUUAUGGUAUGGAGAUCCUGCUGUUAAAAAACUCAUUACAGUGAAGUUUGAUGAAAUUUGUGCUCCAGUAGUAGAAGGAUGA